GACGGCGAGCGGGGGGAGCAAGAGGAGGAGAAGAAAAAGAAGAAGAAGAAAAAGAAGAGGAAGAAGAAGAAGGAGGAGGAGGAGGAGGAGGAGGAGGGGGCUGAGAAGAGCAGCUCACCCUUCGCUGCCACGAUGGGGGAGAACGACGCCGCGCUCCGGGCCGGCGGCAGGGGGCUCUCGGACCCCUGGACGGACUCCGUGGGGGUGCGACCCCGCACCACCGAGCGCCACAUCACGGUGCACAAGCGGCUCGUGCUGGCCUUCGCCGUGUCCAUCGUGGCGCUGCUCGCGGUCACCAUGCUCGCGGUGCUGCUCAGCUUGCGCUUCGACGAGUGCGGAGCUAGCGCAGCGCCGGGCGCCGACGGCGGCCCCGCCGGCUUCCCCGCGCGCGGCGGCAACGCCAGCCUUCCGGGUUCGGCCCGGCGCAACCACCAUGCCGGCGGAGACUCCUCGCAGCCCGAGGUAGGCGGGGAGGCCACCCCUGGGACCCCGUCAGCCCAGCCGCCGUCGGAGGAGGAGCGGGAGCAGUGGCAGCCGUGGACGCAGCUGCGCCUGUCGGGCCACCUCAAGCCGCUGCACUACAAUCUGAUGCUCACCGCCUUCAUGGAGAACUUCACCUUCUCCGGGGAGGUCAACGUGGAGAUCGCGUGCCGGAACGCCACCCGCUACGUCGUGCUGCACGCCUCCCGGGUGGCGGUCGAGAAGGUGCAGGUGGCCGAGGACCGGGUGGCGGGUGCUGUUCCGGUGGCCGGCUUUUUCCUCUACCCGCAAACCCAGGUCUUGGUGGUGGUGCUGAAUAGGACCUUGGACGCGCAGAGGAAUUACAACCUGAAGAUCAUCUACAACGCCCUGAUCGAGAACGAGCUCUUGGGCUUCUUCCGCAGCUCCUACGUGCUCCACGGGGAGAGAAGGUUCCUUGGUGUUACUCAGUUUUCGCCUACACAUGCCAGAAAGGCAUUUCCUUGUUUUGAUGAGCCAAUAUACAAGGCUACUUUCAAAAUUAGCAUCAAGCAUCAAGCAACCUAUUUAUCUUUAUCCAAUAUGCCAGUGGAAACUUCCGUGUUUGAGGAAGAUGGAUGGGUUACGGAUCACUUUUCACAGACCCCUCUCAUGUCUACAUAUUAUUUAGCCUGGGCAAUUUGCAACUUCACAUACAAAGAAACUACCACCAAGAGUGGGGUUGCAGUACGAUUAUAUGCAAGACCUGAUGCUAUCAGAAGAGGAUCUGGGGACUAUGCUCUCCAUAUAACAAAGAGAUUAAUAGAAUUUUAUGAAGACUACUUUAAAGUGCCCUAUUCCUUGCCAAAACUAGAUCUUUUAGCUGUGCCUAAGCACCCGUACGCUGCUAUGGAGAACUGGGGACUAAGUAUUUUUGUGGAACAAAGAAUACUGCUGGAUCCCAGUGUUUCAUCUAUUUCUUAUUUACUGGAUGUCACCAUGGUCAUUGUUCAUGAGAUAUGUCACCAGUGGUUUGGUGACCUCGUGACUCCUGUGUGGUGGGAAGAUGUGUGGCUGAAGGAAGGUUUUGCUCACUACUUUGAAUUUGUUGGUACGGACUACCUCUACCCUGGCUGGAACAUGGAAAAACAGAGGUUUCUGACGGAUGUUCUGCAUGAAGUGAUGCUGCUUGACGGCUUGGCCAGUUCCCAUCCAGUAUCACAGGAAGUGCUACAGGCAACAGAUAUUGACAGGGUGUUUGACUGGAUCGCCUAUAAAAAGGGUGCUGCUCUAAUUAGAAUGCUGGCUAAUUUUAUGGGCCAUUCUGUAUUUCAGAGGGGUUUGCAAGAUUAUUUAACCAUUCAUAAGUAUGGCAAUGCAGCCAGAAAUGAUCUCUGGAAUACACUAUCAGAGGCUUUAAAAAGGAAUGGAAAAUAUGUAAAUAUACAAGAAGUAAUGGAUCAGUGGACACUCCAGAUGGGUUAUCCUGUUAUCACCAUCUUGGGAAAUACAACAGCAGAAAAUAGAAUAAUAAUUACCCAACAACAUUUUAUUUAUGACAUCCGUGCUAAAACUAAAGCGCUUGAACUUCAGAAUACCAGUUACUUGUGGCAGAUUCCAUUAACUAUUGUGGUAGGAAAUAGAAGCCAUGUGUCUUCAGAAGCAAUUAUUUGGGUGUCUAACAAAACAGAGCACCACAGAAUAACUUUGGACAAAGGAAGCUGGUUGCUGGGGAACAUCAAUCAAACUGGCUAUUUUAGAGUCAACUAUGAUUUAAGGAAUUGGAGAUUAUUAAUUGAUCAAUUAAUCAGGAACCAUGAGGUUCUCUCUGUCAGUAACAGAGCAGGUUUGAUCGACGAUGCCUUCAGCCUAGCCAGAGCUGGCUCUUUGCCUCAGCAUAUUCCCCUGGAGAUUAUCAGAUACCUGUCUGAGGAGAAGGAUUUUCUUCCUUGGCAUGCUGCCAGCCGAGCUCUCUAUCCUCUAGAUAAAUUACUGGACCGCAUGGAGAAAUACAAUGUCUUCAAUGAAUAUAUUUUAAAGCAAGUUGCAGCAACAUACAUCAAGCUUGGAUGGCCAAAAAACAAUUUUAAUGGAUCUCUUGUUCAAGCAUCCUACCAACAUGAAGAGCUACGUCGAGAAGUUAUAAUGCUGGCAUGCAGUUUUGGCAACAAGCACUGUCAUCAGCAGGCAUCAACACUUAUUUCAGAUUGGAUUUCCAGCAACAGGAACAGAAUACCACUAAAUGUUAGAGACAUCGUCUACUGUACGGGAGUCUCACUAUUAGAUGAGGAUGUCUGGGAAUUCAUCUGGAUGAAAUUCCACUCUACCACAGCAGUUUCUGAGAAGAAAAUAUUAUUGGAAGCCUUAACUUGCAGUGAUGAUAGGAACUUAUUAAAUAGGCUUCUGAAUCUAUCACUAAAUUCUGAGGUGGUGUUGGAUCAAGAUGCAAUUGAUGUGAUAAUUCAUGUCGCUCGAAAUCCACAUGGCCGAGACCUUGCCUGGAAGUUUUUUAGAGACAAAUGGAAGAUAUUAAAUACCAGGUAUGGGGAGGCAUUAUUUAUGAAUUCUAAACUCAUUAGUGGAGUUACAGAAUUUCUUAAUACUGAAAGUGAACUCAAAGAGCUGAAGAACUUCAUGAAGAAUUAUGACGGAGUAGCUGCUGCCUCUUUCUUGAGAGCUGUGGAGACCGUUGAAGCCAAUGUGCGCUGGAAAAUGCUCUAUCAGGAUGAGCUCUUCCAGUGGUUGGGAAAAGCUCUGAGACACUAA
Molecule: messenger RNA, 3204 nt
Organism: Puma concolor (puma)
Lineage: Eukaryota; Metazoa; Chordata; Mammalia; Carnivora; Felidae
Gene: TRHDE
Product: thyrotropin releasing hormone degrading enzyme
Biological process (GO): proteolysis; peptide catabolic process
Cellular component (GO): membrane; cytoplasm
Molecular function (GO): peptide binding; zinc ion binding; metalloaminopeptidase activity
Source: RefSeq, a predicted model, not a curated record